Pomacea canaliculata is the source of this 5255-nucleotide messenger RNA. Its product is annotated as usherin-like. Lineage: Eukaryota; Metazoa; Mollusca; Gastropoda; Architaenioglossa; Ampullariidae. Gene Ontology annotation, molecular function: protein binding. The record is from RefSeq and is a predicted model, not a curated record.
CAGGACUGUGACCUGAGCUGUUGCAGGUCGAUACUUCGCGAACAAACGUCUUGAUCAGCGCAAGAUCCGAGGUACGUAGUUGUCAUACCUCAGUGUGAUGACCACACACGCAUACCUUUUGGUGUGCUUGUCAGGCUGGGCCAUUACAUUGCUAGACACUCCCAUGUCACGGUUACAGAGGUGACACUGCGCUUGCUGGACGUCUAGAUGGCCAAGUGAGUUUUUUCUUAAUGUUUGGCUUCGUUAUCAUGGACAGUGAUUGCUACUACGAGUCGAAGAAAUGUCUGCCAUAUGAACCCUCCUGACGUGUUCAACAUGAAUCAUGUGAAACCAGGACAAACUGUAUUUUCCGUACUGCUCUUGUUUGUUUGAUAUUCCGUUGAUCUACAAGUGCUCACCGCCAGUCUAGUUGAUAAUCGCCUUAUACCUCCGAUUUAUUAGAAGACCACCGACCACAUGUUUUAUCUCGUCGUUCUUGUGUAUUUAUUAUCGGAGUGGGGAGUGGAAUAAUGAUCACAGAAAAGUGUUACAUAAAGUGAAUUAUAAAAAUGUUUACUAAAAGAAUAGUACUGUAAGUGUAAUCGUUUCAGAUCACGUCUGUGGAAUGUUCCAGAAAUUUCCGUUGUUUGUCGAUUGGUCAAAAAGAAUAAAAACUUUGAGAAUGGCGAAGUAUCAUGGAUACUCGAGCAAAACAGAAGAAUGCAGUGGAAUUUCAUGCUGUUUCGCGUGGUGCUGCCAGUGUUCGCACAGAAAAUUGGUGGCACUAGAUUCUAACAGAUUUAAACCCGGCGCCAUUGCAGCUUAGAUGGACGUCGUCAUUGGGCACGCGCGACUUUACUGCUUCUACUGCUACACAAUCUUCUGACAUCCUGCUCUGCGCAGACUAAAUUUCCCCCUAUGACAAAUUUAGCCAGUGAAAGACCUAUUCAAACAUUUCCAGCACAGAGCACAUGUGGAGCUGGAACCAGAAACGCCUACUGCGAAAGUACGACAGAUCCAGUGUCCGUCCAAGUGUGCAACCAGAAGUUCUGUGACCAGACCUGCCCCGGCAGGACAGCUCUUCCGUCUUUUUCCAACAUGUUGAAUGGUAACAGCGAUGGAUACCUGAUGUGCGUGGACCCUGAUACCGUAAAUGUGCGGCCAGGUUCAUCGCCAGGCGACUCUGCGAUGUCCUUUUCAAGCACCGGGGCUACCUGCUAUCUGGUGCCGGGCUCGAAACCUGAUGUAGGUGCCAACGGUGCUUUCACGAUCACAGCAUGGAUUUGGCUUGAUAUGCAGGGACAAAGCAAGGCGUUUACAAGGACACUGCUUGAGAAAAGAACAUCCUCUGGACUGACAAUACUGCGUGUGCUAGUAGGAAGUGGGGGAGUGACCGUGAUGUUUGCCAGUCCCAGUGGUCAGCAGCAGAUGACCAUGAAUUAUGCUAUUUCUCAGCAGAACUGGACACAUUUGGCUAUACAGGCAUACCUGGCAUCAGAGGUACAGAACAGAAGUCUGAGUUUCUUUGUGAAUGGCCUAAGAGCAAGCUUUAUGCCAGUUAGUACUGUAACUCCUGCAGACUUUAUCACUGACUCCUCUGGAACAUUCCGAGUUGGACAGUCAUUUGAUGGUACACUCCAGUUUUUGGGGAAAAUUCAGGAUUUUCGAUUCUAUUCAGACACAUUAUCUAACAGAGAGGUACAAGAAAUUUACUCAGGAACAUUACCACAAGUCCGCAUUCAGUCUGCCUGCCGGUGCCCAGGAUCAAGGCCUCGUGUUAAGCCACAGGACACACGCUACUGCUUGCCCAAUGGUGUGCCUGAUAAUGUAGGAACUGUAACUCUGAGGGUGUCUUCUGCUUACCAGCCUGUGGAGUAUGCCAAUGACAACAACACCAGCACCAUGUGGGUCUCCAAUUUCCAGGAUGAUGUCAUACUAGAAGUGGACUUAGGGGACCAGUUUGAGGUUUUUUAUAUGGGGAUAGUGUUCUACAGUCCUCUGCCUGAGGCUAUGGUGGUGGAAAGAUUACUUAAAGGGGAAGUCACUUGGCAAACAUGGCAGUAUUAUGCUGUGAACUGUAUUUCAUACUUUGGCCUGCAAAACAAUGGUCCCUUGCCAAAUGCUACCUCUGUAAAUUGUCUGCAGCUUGGCUUUGCCAGCUUACCACUGUCAUAUUCCAAAGGUAGCAUAACUUUGAAUCUGCUUCCUACUGAGCCAGUCCCACGACCUGGGUCCUCCAACUUUUUCAACAACCCUUUACUCCAACAGUUUGUCCAAGCAUCAAAAGUUCGUGUUCGAUUCCGCAACCACACACUAAUUACCAACAUAAGACAUGAAUACUACGCUGUUUUUGAUUUUUCUGUGACUGGCAGGUGUGACUGCAAUGGACAUGCCAGUUCUUGUAACACAUCCAGCUUUCCAUACAAGUGUUUCUGUACUGAAGAGAGUCACACGCAGGGCGACAAGUGUAAUGAAUGUCAGCCCCUCUACAACAAUAAGGCAUUUAAGAGGGGAAAUCUACAACAAUCCUACAACUGUCAGCCUUGUAACUGCUAUGGUCAUGCCACUUCUUGUAUCUACAAUGCCAGCCUUGAUGCUUUUCCUGAAGUUUGGACAGAUGGAGGUGGCGGUGUGUGUAUGAAUUGUCAGGACAAUACAGAGGGACGAUUUUGUGAAAGGUGCAAAGAUGGUUUCUUCAGGCCUACUGGCAAGAGCCUCUCUGAUAAAGAUAUGUGCUCAACAUGUUCCUGCAAUACUAAUGGGACUGUGAAUGCUACUAGUCUCUGUGAAAAGGAUGGGGGCAACUGCUUGUGUAAGGACUAUGUAGAUGGGAGAGCUUGUGAUAGAUGCAAAAUUGGCUACUACAGUCUACAGGCUGUAAAUCCAAGUGGUUGUACUGCUUGUCAGUGUGAUGUCAGAGGAACUGUUAAUGGUGACCCCUCAUGUAAUGAAACUACUGGCAUAUGCAACUGCAAGGACAAUGUCAGAGGUAGCUUUAGCUGGACAACUUCCAGUGUCUUCCAUGCAACUGUAAUCCAUUUGGAUCUAAAGAGUCUUUAUUGUGACCCAAGUACUGGCCAGUGCUUGUGUACAGAAUGUACAGGCCACAAGUGUGAUCAAUGUGUGGAUCGCUUCUACAACUUUGAUGCCGGCUGUAUACCCUGUGACUGUAUUGAUGCAGGCACCGUUAAUGGCACCUUUUGUAACAGAAUCACAGGCAACUGUACAUGCAAAGCAAACACAGUCGGCAGAAACUGCGGUGCUUGUCGCCAAGGUACAUAUAAUUUUGGUGUCUCUGUAGACCUGGGGUGCCAGGACUGCUCCUGCAACACAGCGGGAACCAUCAGCGGACAGACACAGUGCAAUGUCAGCACUGGUGCUUGUAUAUGUAAAGCUAAUGUACAGGGCCUUCAGUGUAACACGUGUAAAACCAACACAUAUGGGCUGAGUACUGAUCUAGUAGAAGGGUGCAGAGCAUGUGACUGUGAUACAAGUGGCACUGUCAACCAGCAGCAGGCUUGUGAUCAGAACACAGGCCAGUGCCUCUGUGUUAGUAAUCGAGAGGGGAAUCGCUGUGACACAUGCACCACUGGGUACUACAAAAUAGCAGGAACAAUGGGCUGCUUACCAUGUAACUGCAACCCAGAUGGCACACUUCCUUAUACCAACUGUGACAAAAACACAGGACAGUGUGAAUGCCGUACAAACCUUGGUAUUGGUGGGCGUGACUGCUCUCAGUGUAUGGAGGGAUUCUACAAUUUUGUAUCUGGAAAGUGUACCCCUUGUAACUGCAAUACCUUUGGCAGCGUGAAUGCAACAUGUAAUAUGAUUACUGGAAACUGUACCUGCAAGCUCUUUACAGAAGGACGAGAUUGUGGCUCAUGCCAAGCAGACUCUAGCAACCUGAUGGCUGGUAACCCAUAUGGCUGCAGUAAAGCUCCAUCUCAGCAGCCUACUCCAGUAUACACCCCUCUGUCACCCACAGCGAUGACUUUGACAUGGAGACCCCCAGAUUACCCAAAUGGACUGAUUUCAUCUUAUCAGUUGUAUCGUAAUAACACUAAAAUCUAUGAAGGACCAGCUAACUCAUAUAAUGACACAGGGUUGCGCCCAUACACUCUUUAUGCAUAUCGAGUGGAGGCAAUCAACAUCCAAGGAUCAGCAUCGAGUCCAAUUGUUAUUUUCAGAACAAACCCUGGUAUACCAUCUUCAGACAUGGUUCUUAUUGUGACAGAAAUUGCAGUCACCAGUGCCAGAUGUAUGUGGAAUGAACCUUCCCAGCUGAACGGCCCAUUGCUGAGGUACGAGCUUGUGUCCUAUGAUCUUGCCAAUCAGUCUGUGAGCAAGGUAGAGUGGUCUGGCUUGGCAAGAGAACAGCUGUUGACAUCCCUGCGGCCCUAUUUUAGGUACAACCUGACAGUUAGAGCUUGUACACAAGGAGGCUGUUCUGAGAGUGCAGGUGUUCAGUUUCUAACCAAGUCAGCACCUCCUGCUGGCAUGCAGGCUCCACUAAUAAUUGCUUUGAGCAGUUCUGUUCUUCUUAUAACAUGGCAGCCGCCUCUGGCACCUAAUGGAAUAAUUAUAUUCUAUGAGUUUAUCCUGGAUCCCCCUGCCACAAAUUACACUGCCACAGGCCUGAGCCCGUUCACUGUGUAUGAGUUUCAGGUACUUGCAGAAAACUCAGCUGGGAAAGCUGCAAGUCCUUGGACCUCAGGGCGGACACAGGAAGCAACACCACUGCUUAUGUCAGCCCCUGUUCUGACAGGACUUAGCAGCACAGUGAUGAGCAUUGUAUGGCGUGUGCCAGAUGACAGCAGUGCUCGAGGCAACAUAACUGUCUACAGAAUCUACCAGCAGAGAUACCGGGACCUUACUCUUGAUCCCUAUGGCCCACCUACCUACUGGCAGCUCAUCUUAGAGCUACCAGGCUCAGUGCAUUCCUACAACGUUAGCGGGCUUACACAUACUCAGAAAACACAUUCAAAGUGGAGGCCUGUAACAAUCAAGGUUGUGUCAACAGCACCACUUCUUCAGGCCGCACACGUUCUGCAGCCCCUGAUGGCAUGGAGAAACCGGUGGUUGAUGGCUUUAACUCUACAGUGAUGGCAAUCAAAUGGUCUCCUCCUUCUUCACCAAAUGGUCCAGCGCCCAACUACACUGUACAGAAAACAAACAUUGCUCUAAGUUAUCCAGCAUCUGUUGUUCAAGGAACCCGCUUUCCUGGGUCGGGUUUCUACGUUUUUGCUGCAGAAACAUUACCUCAAAAUGUAGACUUU